AUGGAUUUGACACCCGUCCUGGUUGAGACAUGGACUCUCUAUGCCAUAGGAUCUACCAUGAUCGGGGCAAGAGUAUUUGUUCGAACAAGGCUCGUUGGAAUUCAGGGUUACGGCCCUGAUGACUAUCUCGUCUGGUUUACUUGGCUGGUAUACACCUGCGUCACAAUUAUUGCGCAUGUAUUCUUAGUCCAGGCGGGGGGGAAACAUACAUCGGUGUUGACAAAUGCGCAACGAGCGUCAUUAUCCAUGAGCGAGCGGAAAGAUUGGGAAUAUGGCUCCAAGCUCUUCUCCUUUGGCUUCCUUAGCUAUGCCACUAUUGUCUGGAGUCUGAAGUUCAACAUGCUUUUCUUCUACCGUCGACUGGUCAGAGGCCUGCAUAUUGAACGGUUCAUCUUGCCGGCUUUUGGUUUCGUCACAGCAGCGGGUAUUGCUUCCAUCCUUACUUUCUGCUUGGCAUGUGUUCCGUUCACCAAGCUGUGGCAGGUUUAUCCAAACCCAGGAGGUUAG
Messenger RNA from Trichophyton benhamiae CBS 112371, 507 nucleotides. RefSeq lists its product as uncharacterized. Bases 1 to 507 code for a protein of 168 amino acids. The transcript is spliced from 2 exons. NCBI's taxonomy places the organism in Eukaryota, Fungi, Ascomycota, Eurotiomycetes, Onygenales, Arthrodermataceae. The record is from RefSeq and is a predicted model, not a curated record.